CUUCUAUCUCUCUCUCUCUCUCUCGUAUCCAACAACAAAGCUAACACAUUCACAGAGAGAGACACACACACACACAAAAGCUAAAGAGCGAAAAUGGCAGCGACGGCUCUCUCCACCGCAAGCUCAAUCCUUUCCUCAUCAUCUCCCACUCUCACCUCCGCCCACCCCUUCCUCUCCCGACCCACCACACUCGAAUUCCCAUCUCGCUUCGGCCUUUCCUCCUCCUCCUCGACCCUCACCCACCGCGCGACCCACCUCCGCCCCCUCGCCGCCGUCGAAGCCCCGGAGAAAAUUGAGAAAAUCGGAUCCGAGAUCUCGUCCCUCACCCUCGAGGAAGCCCGCAUCCUCGUCGACUACCUCCAGGACAAGUUCGGCGUCUCGCCUCUCUCCUUGGCUCCCGCCGCAGCGGCUGUCGCAGCUCCGGGAGACGGCGGCGGCGCGGCGGCUGUCGUCGAGGAGCAGACGGAGUUCGAUGUGGUGAUUAACGAGGUGCCUAGCAGCUCGCGUAUCGCGGUGAUUAAGGCGGUGAGGGCGUUGACUAGCUUGGCGUUGAAGGAGGCGAAGGAGCUUAUCGAAGGGCUGCCGAAGAAGUUUAAGGAAGGUGUGACGAAGGAUGAGGCUGAGGAGGCUAAGAAGCAGCUCGAAGAAGCUGGUGCUAAGGUUUCCAUUGCUUAAAAUGUUAAUUAACAAUCGCAACUUUUUUUUAUUUUAAAAAAUGUGUUUUUUUUUCGGAGUUUAUGGGGUUGUUUUGUUUGAAUUGUUGGUUAAGCUUUGAGAAAGUAAUGUAAUUUGAAUCAAUUUCAUUUCGGUU
Molecule: messenger RNA, 811 nt
Organism: Brassica rapa (field mustard)
Lineage: Eukaryota; Viridiplantae; Streptophyta; Magnoliopsida; Brassicales; Brassicaceae
Product: 50S ribosomal protein L12-1, chloroplastic
Biological process (GO): translation
Cellular component (GO): chloroplast; ribosome
Molecular function (GO): structural constituent of ribosome; mRNA binding
Source: RefSeq, a predicted model, not a curated record